UUUCGAUAUUUCUUAAUAAAGAAUAUUAUUCUCUUUUGAAUGUUGAAAACCGCAGAUCUCUAGCUGCUUCCUAUCCGGAGCUAUUCAACUUACAACCGGCGCCAUUGUACAUUGAAAUGGAUAGUAGCCGACAUAGUAAAACUUUAUAUGGCAAUUUCAGUUACAAGUGUAACAAAUGAAGCAGCUUUUUCGAGGGUUUGCCGUUCAUUAGCUCCAAAAACAAUAAAAUAUUUAAUGUUUUUAAAAGUCAUAUUUUACGUUGCAUUUUUUAAUGUCGUGUCCCAUCUAGGCCUGGAAACGUUCACUGUUCCUUUGUUUAGCGUUUUCGUUAAACGUGAACGCGAGCUUUAUUUUAACGUUAAAUUCUACCGUUCUAUACAAUAAAAUAACGCUUUUUUCAAAAAACGUUGUAACUCUUUUUAAUAUGCAUGCAGUUAAGACGACGAAUGUUCGAAUCGUACGUUUACUUCAGACAAUACGAACACCAUUAGUGUAAAAUAAAAUUCGCAUUCACCUUCAACGAAAACGCUAAAAAGGAACAGUGAACGUUUCCAGGCCUAGAUAAGGCAGUGGAACACGACAUCAAAAAAUACAACGUUAAAAAUUGACUUUUAAAAACAUCGAAUAUUCCAUUGUUUUGGGGGCUAAUGAACAGCAAUUUUUUCGUUGAAUAUAACUGGCAAUUGAAAAAGCUGCUUCAGUUAUUACGCUUGUAACUGAAAUUGCCAUAUAAAGUCUUACUAUGUGAGCUAGUUGUAGUAUAACAUCAUAAAUAAAGGUCGCAUUCACUGGAACGCCAACGUGUUCUAGCGUUCAUGUUCAAGGAGCGAAACGUGAACUUUAACAAGUCUAUAUGAAAUAGCAAAAUUGUGGCGUUUUUUCUAUUUUUAAAAAUGUUAAUGUGUAUUUAGGUAAAGGCAGCGAAACUCAUUCAAAAGCAAAGCAGUGGUUAUAUGUAUAUCCUGAAGAUAGUCACGAAUUAUUAAAAUUAUUGACAACAUUUAUUACUGAAUAUUUAAUUGAACAAGUUGUAGCCGGUGCCCAAUUACUACAAAUAUUUGAAUCUCACUGUUCAUGUUUAAAUUAUGAUUUAUUCAUGAAAUAUUGUUUCCCCUAUUUAAAACAAAUAUCUCGUGGUGUCAAAGACGGUCUUGCUAAACGUCAAUGUCCGUGUGUACCACUCAUCAUCUUUGCAAAAGAUGCUCAUUAUGUACUCGAUGAAUUAACGCAAAUUGGAUAUGAUGUAGUUGGUUUAGAUUGGACAAUUAAUCAUAAACAAAUUCGUUCAUUAAGUGAAAAAUCAUCGGUAACAUUGCAAGGUAAUUUAGAUCCGUGUGCAUUAUACGCACCGAAACAAGACCUAGAAAAAUUAGUUAAACAUAUGUUAGAACAAUUUGGAACAAAACGAUAUAUUGCCAAUUUGGGUCACGGUAUAUAUCCGGAUGUAUCAAUUGAGAAUGUGCAAUUAUUCAUCGAAACAGUACAUCGAUUAUCAAAACAAAUGAUUAAUAAAUCUCAAUGA
Messenger RNA from Didymodactylos carnosus, 1522 nucleotides. The record is from the annotation of a GenBank genome assembly. Lineage: Eukaryota; Metazoa; Rotifera; Eurotatoria; Philodinida; Philodinidae.